AUGCUGAAGCAGAGCCUGGAGGACGAGACCGCCAACAACGAGAAGGACCUCGCCAACGAGAAGUCCAGCAAGGCGGCGCUGCAUACCGCGCAGACCUCGUGCAUGACCACCGCCGCAGACCACGACGCCACGGUGGCCGCGAGGACGGAGGAGCUGAAGGUGAUCGCAGAGGCGAAGGACCUCCUCAGCUCCUCCACCCCGGGCGCCGUGGACCAGACCUAUUCCUUCCUCCAGUCCAGCGGCACCUCCGCGCUGCGCACGCGCGCGGACCUUGCGGGCGUCGAGGUGGUCACCGUGGUGAAGGCCCUGGCCAAGAAGAUGCACUCGUCCGCGCUCGCUCAGCUGGCCUCCAAGAUCAACGCCGUGAUCAGGUUCGGCGCGGGCGCUGGCGAGGACCCCUUUGUGAAGGUCAAGGGUCUCAUUCGGGACAUGAUCGAGAAGCUGGAGGCCCAGGCUGGCACUGAGGCCACCGAGAAGGCGUACUGCGAUGAGCAGAUGGCCAAGACGGAGGCCAAGAAGGGCGAGCUGGACUUCGACAUCUCCAAGCUCAGCGCCAAGAUCGACAAG
Messenger RNA from Prorocentrum cordatum, 567 nucleotides. The record is from the annotation of a GenBank genome assembly. NCBI's taxonomy places the organism in Eukaryota, Dinophyceae, Prorocentrales, Prorocentraceae.